This is a messenger RNA of Sinocyclocheilus grahami, 2033 nucleotides long. RefSeq names its product E2F transcription factor 7 (gene e2f7). The transcript is spliced from 12 exons. The coding region runs from base 144 to 2033 and encodes 629 amino acids. Lineage: Eukaryota; Metazoa; Chordata; Actinopteri; Cypriniformes; Cyprinidae. The record is from RefSeq and is a predicted model, not a curated record. Gene Ontology annotation, biological process: regulation of transcription by RNA polymerase II. Gene Ontology annotation, molecular function: DNA-binding transcription factor activity, RNA polymerase II-specific; RNA polymerase II cis-regulatory region sequence-specific DNA binding. Gene Ontology annotation, cellular component: RNA polymerase II transcription regulator complex.
GACUGAAAUAAGAAGAUUAUUAGUUAUGAUCUUCUUAUUUGGAGAGGAAAUAUGAUCAUUUAAGGAGCAAAACGAAGGAUCACCACUUCACAGGAUUUAAUUACGUUCUUGGGAUACUUUUAAUCUAAGAACGGGAGUUUAAGAUGGAGAUGAAGUGUUUAACUUUAAAGGAUUUGCUUAGUGUGAGGACAGGCUCGGAUGAUACUGGCAACAUGAAUAACCAGAAAGAGAACAUCUGCAUGGACAGAAAGAAAAUGACCCCACUGAAGUGUGAGUCUGUGAACGGACAUAGGAGAGUUUCCAGCCCGGAUAUCACCCACAUAACCCCCAUCAAACACGUAGAGAGGGCCCAUCCGGACCCCUGGACCCCGACAGCCAACCUGAAAAUGCUGAUCAGUGCCGCCAGCCCAGACAUCCGUGACAGAGAGAUGAAGAAAACCCACUUCAGACCCAUUGAAAAUGAAGAGAAGGCUGUAGAUGUGGAUGAAGAGGAAGAGCUUGACGACCCCUGCCAGUAUGAAGCACUAGACGAUUCUGAGAGGAGACCCAGUCGCAAACAGAAGAGUUUGGGGCUUUUGUGUCAGAAAUUUCUGGCCUUGUACCCUGAUUACCCAGAAACCUCUGAGAGCAUCAAUAUUUCUCUGGAUGAGGUGGCCACACGCUUAGUAAACGACAACUUUUACGUGUUUUACAGCAUGGUUUAUCUCUCUCAUACAGCGGCCUCCAGCAGACGGAAGGACAAAUCACUCCGUAUCAUGAGCCAGAAGUUUGUCAUGCUGUUUCUGGUGUCCAAAACACAGACCGUUACCCUCGAUAUGGCUGCAAAGAUCCUGAUCGAAGAGGGUCAGGAUGAGUCCAGCCACAGCAAGUAUAAAACUAAGGUGCGACGUUUGUAUGAUAUCGCUAAUGUCCUGACCAGCCUAAAUCUGAUCAAGAAACUUCAUGUAAGAGAGGAAAAGAGCCGUAAACCCGUCUUCAAAUGGAUUGGACCCGCCGAUUUCCACAGCAGCUGCGAUUCAGACGAUUUGAGAGUCUCAGAAGCCCAGAUCAGUUCCACCGGGGAACGACGGGAGAAGAUAACGCGCCACUCCUCCUUCCAGGUCAUUCCUGCCCCUUCUGUCAAUCAAAGGCGGAUAAGCUCCGCCCCCAGCACACCUCACAGAUGUUCUACAGACGAGCCGGUGGAUUAUUCUAGGAAGAGUGUGAACACCAGCGCAGUGUGUCGACUGCAGUUUGGAGACAGUGGAAGUCCUAUAGUGUCGUCACUGGCGGUGCCUCUUCAAGCAGAUGUGCCUUAUGCAUCACUGCCCAUUUCAGCCCAGUUCGCUCCUCACCCGUUAGCGUACCUGCCCGGUCUGCCACAAACACCCCUGCUCAUGGUGUACAGCGGACACGUCACCCACGGGUCACCCGUCUCAGGCCACAGGGAGGGACAUCUGAAGAAGAGAGAGAGACAAGAGGAUGAGGAUGAGGAUGAGGAUCAGACAGCUAAACGAAGCAACCGCUCAGCUUCCAUAGAAAGUGAAAUGGGUGAGACUGAGAGUCUGAGCUCCAGCGCCAGAAGGUCUCCAGUCUGCUCUCGAGAAGGUUCCCCGUGGGACGAGGCCUCGUUUGGGCCAAUAAAUGAGGAAGACGCAGGAGCACCCAGCCCUAAAGACCCCCUCCUGUCCUCUCAUUACCUCUAUGUUCCCAGCACAGCAGGUCUGAACGGUUUGAACUUCCUCAUGCCAGCGGGACAUACACAGGCUGGCGUGCCAGCUGUAGCCAUGCCGUAUUUUUUGGUGCAUUCGCCACUCAUAGCGGGUGCAAUGCCCACCUCCGGCGCUGAGGGGGCUGCCAGCAGCGGUCUGAGUUUCAGCGUGCCCACCGUGCUGUCACCGGCCCGGUUUGUGAUGGCAGGAGGGGCGUUUGGUGUGGUCGAAACACUGAACAGCACUGAGCAUCAUGGGCACAGAUUACCUGCAGCCACACUCUCGCCACGGGGACCACGAGCACAAGAAAUCCCUCAGCCAGCACAAACACAGGGUUUGUGA